This is a messenger RNA of Pristis pectinata (smalltooth sawfish), 5867 nucleotides long. It is a transcript of the gene tmem62, whose product is annotated as transmembrane protein 62. The coding region runs from base 412 to 2343 and encodes 643 amino acids. The transcript is spliced from 14 exons. The record is from RefSeq and is a predicted model, not a curated record. Gene Ontology annotation, molecular function: hydrolase activity. Lineage: Eukaryota; Metazoa; Chordata; Chondrichthyes; Rhinopristiformes; Pristidae.
UGAUUUUCUGUAACUUGAAGCUGGUAAGCAGCAAGCCCGAGAAUUAGGGACGGUGGAGGGGACAAUUCUAAAUUUUAGUUUCAGGGAAAGAGGCUGAGCAAGUGGAAGGAGGAUCCCUCCCCCUGCCCUCAAUCUCAGACCCCCGCUCCUGCUUGCCCAGCCCCAGGCUGAGUCCCGGACAACAUCCCGGGAAUUCCGACCGCCACAGGCCACUCAGUUGGCCCGGGUGAUCCGAACAACCUCGAUAGGGGCGGGAUUUGCUGGAGGCGGAAGACCGCCCAACCCGGUGCUUCAGCGGACAGGGAGGGUGGGCCGUGUUCGCCGUUGUCGGCUGUCAGCGGCGUUGCCCAGGCUCUCUCUCUCUCUCUCCCCCUCCACAUUUGGGCACGGACGCCGCGCCGGUUGCCGAGGAUGCUCCGUCUGUUCAGCGUGCUGAUCGCAGCCGGCCUCUUCCUGGCCUGCCUCACCGGCUACGUGCUGGAAAACUACACGGUGCAGCAGCGGACGUACGGUGGGGCCGGCGAACACCUGCGGGGAGCGCAGCCUCCCUACCCGGCCGGGGGCAUGGACAACAUCUUCUGGUUCCUGCAGGUGUCUGACAUCCAUAUCAGUAGGUUUGUAGAUCCCCAAAGAGCCCCUGACUUCCAGAAAUUUUGCACAGAGACCAUUGAUGUAAUUAAGCCAGAAAUCGUUCUUGUCACAGGGGAUCUGACAGAUGCCAAAGAAAGGAACAGGAUUGGAUCUCGUCAAUAUGAGAUUGAGUGGCAAACCUAUCAGACCAUCCUGAAGAAAUCCAAAGUAUUGGAAAAGACCAAGUGGAUUGAUAUCAAAGGAAAUCAUGAUACUUUCAAUAUUCCAUCACUUGAGAGUGUCAAUAACUACUACAGGAAAUACUCAGCCUCUCAAAGGGAAGGUUCUUUCCAUUACGUACAUCAGACUCAUUUUGGAAAUUAUUCUUUCAUCUGUGUUGAUGCCACCCCAAGUCCUGGCCCCAAAAGGCCAUUCAAUUUCUUUGGGUUCUUGAAUCAGAACAAGAUGGCUGAAUUAUCAAAGCUAGCAUCUGAAACAGUCUACAGUAAUCAAACCAUUUGGUUUAGCCAUUAUACCACCUCCACAAUUAUCUCUGCCUCUCCUGGAAUACAGCAUAUCAUGAGUUCUGCCAUUGCUCACCUCUGUGGACAUCUCCAUACACUGGGUGGCUUUAUGCCUGUUCUACACAGCAGGCAUGAACGCGGGACAUUGGAACUGGAGCUGGCUGACUGGAUGGACAACCGGAGGUAUCGUGUGUUGGUGUUUGACCAUGAUCUGUUUAGCUUUGUGGAUCUGAAGUUUGACAAGUGGCCAGUAGUUGUCAUCACAAAUCCAAAAUCUGCUCUAUAUAGUAGCCCUGCACAUGAACCGCUGGGAAAAAUCAAACACUCUACACACAUCAGGGUCCUAGCUUUCUCCCCAGCUCAAGUCACCUCAGUCCUCAUCAAAAUUGAUGGUGUCACGAUGGGCAGUGCGGUCCACAUCAAAGGUCCACUCCAUACGCUUCCCUGGAGGGCCAAGGAUUACAGUACAGGAAUGCAUUACAUUGAAGUCCGAGCACAGGACAAAGCUGGAAGAACCACAAUUAUCGGCCAUAAGUUUACAAUGGAAGAGGUCAGGCUGCUCCCUUUCGACAUUAUGGCUUCAUUCAUCCUCCGGUCUUCUCACUACAUGACACUCAGAGUUAUCUUCAUUUUGGUCCUUCUGGCUAAUAUCCUUGUAAUCAUUGCCUUCCGAUACCUGACGAGGCCACAGCUUAAAGAGAGCCCUGGUUUCUUCGCUCUGGUGAACUUUUCAUUUCAUGUGUUCUCUAAGACCAACAUACUCUAUUAUCCAGUCUUGCUGUUCACAUGCUACAUAGCAGUGGGGCCCUGGUUCAUCGGUGAGAUAGUAGAUGGCCACUUUGGAGCUUGCUUUGUCUUUGGUGUCGUCGUUGAUGGUCACUUCUUGGAGGGAAGCCUGACUUUUCUCAUUGGAAUCCUUCAGCUGACAUUUUUUAACAUUCCGCUGAUCUGCUACCUGUGCUGGUGCCUGCUCCUUCGCUGCCGAGGGGCCUACUUUCGGUCCCACAUCAAAUACACCGGGUGGAGUUGCUCUGUCCCCAUGCACAUCAGCAUGCUAGGACUUCUUGGGUGGCAAGUCUACGCCUGCUACUUACUGCAGAAAACCUAUGGAACAGCUGCCUUCUUCCUCUCUCCAGUGAGGACAUGGUCAGUGAUUUUGGCUCUGGUCCUUGUAUACAAGGCCUGGAAUCUCAACAACUCUGCCAUCAGAACAUUUAAAGCUGACAUGAAGAACUGCCCUUACUCUUGAUGGCUUUAGGAGGACAGCGAGAGUUUAAUACUCACCCAUCAAACUCCAUGACACCCAGUCAUGGUUUUUGAACACAUCAUGAACACUGAAUUCACACGAGUGACUGAAAAUUAAUGAAAAAUUUACCGUUCCCUUUUAAAAAAAAUUCCGACACACUUCAAUUAAGGAAUCAAACUGCAAACCGAUAUAAUAAAAUGGAAAUGCUACAUGAGAGACUGCUGAAAACAGCUGAUAUUUUUGGUCACAGUGCCCCUGCUAGGUGAAAGACAAAGUGUUUGCUUCCUUUCCACAGACAUUCCUUCACUACAGAGCUGGGACUGAAUCCAAUAAAGCGGCUGCUCCCAGCCUUGAUCCCUACAUCGGUUUUCCAGAACAAUCAGUGACAUGAAGUGCAUGUGGUUGUUUGAAGAGUGAAGAGUGUUGAACAAAAUGUUAAGCAUUUUUCAAACAAUAAUUGUUAUGCAUUACACUGUAAUUCUGAAUAAUUUAAGAAAUGCAGUUUCAUGAUAGAGAAGCAGAAUAUUUUGGAUGCUGGAAAUCUGAAAUAACAUGAAAUAGAAUUGCACAGUAGACCAGACAGCAUCAACUUGAAAUAGUAAUCCUAUUUCUCUCUGACCGAGCAAAUGUUACACUGCUAGAGGUGCCCUUUUUAGGGUGAGACUGUGUCAGCCCUCUCAGGUAGACAAAGAUCCCAUUCCAAUAGGUAAGGGAAUCUUACAAAGUGUCCUGGUCAACAUUUAUCCCCUGUACUUAAAAAUAAUUAUCUGAUAUUUAUGAAAUUAGUGACCAGGAGAUCGUGCUAUUCAUAAAUCAGCUGCCUUAUUUCCUACAUCAGUUUCUUGAAAACUACUUAAGUAACUGAGGUCCAGAAUAACACUGUACAAAUCUCCACAGAUGCUACUUUACCUGCUGUGUUUGCAGCCUAAUGUAUUUUGAAUGUGAAUUUAUUGAGUUGUUAUCAAGGCUUUACCUCAACUGUGAUUGUCACAUAAACUGCAUAUUUUCACAAUGUUAAGCCUCUGCCACAGUUUUUUGCCCCAUACCAUCUGUAUUGAGUGCUACCUGCUCACUCUCAUGCACCUCCUUCUGUUCCAGACACCUGCUCUGGAGAGGGACAGCCAGCAGCAGAUGGGGAUAAGGGUUGCUGGUAGGGGCACACCCAGAUCAGGAGGUCUGCAACUGACAGUAAAAUGCGAUUGCCUGCUGAGGUUUCAUGGAAGUCAAACUGUAGAUGCUGGAAAUAUAAAAUAAAAAAGAAAAUACUGGAAACACUCAGCAGGCCAGGCUGCAUCUGUGGGAAGAGGGAGUUAAUGUUUCAAGUUGAAGACCCUUUUCCAGAUCUGGGAAGGAAAGACGCUUGUUUAGCUGCAGGGAAGGUGGAGGAUGGGGAUGUUUCUGAUGGGGGUAAAAUCAGGGGGACCAUGGGGAUAAGCUGUAAACAAAGUCACCUGGUCAGAGUGUGAAUGGGAGCAGUUAGAGAGGAGAAUGUUGUAGUUGUGAAAUGCAGAGCAGGAAGACACCAGGAAGGCUGGGCACCGGGAAAAGAGAGGAGGAAAAAAUCCACAGCUGAGCCAACAUCACAGAUACAGACUGAUACAGACCGAGAGAUCAGGUUACCUAGAAGUUGUAGAAUUCAAUAUUGAGUCCAGAGGGCUGCAGUGUGUCCAGAGGGAAGAUGAGGUAACCUCAUUAUAACAGUGCAGGAGGCCACGGCCGAUGGGUCAGAGUAGGAGUGGGAUGGAGAAUUAAGGUGGUACAGGGCUACCCCCGUGGACUGAAUGCAGCUGCUCCAUAGUGUGGUCACCCAAUCUGCAUUUGGUUUCUCCAAUGUAGAGGAGACCACAAUGUGAACAAUGAAUGCAGCACACUAGGUUGGAAGAGGUGCAAGUGAAUCACUGCUUCACCUGGAAAGAUUGUUUGUCUCCCUGGAUGGUGGGAAGGGAAGAGGUGAAAAGACAAGUGUUGCAAUGCCUGCAGUUGCAAGAGAAAGUGCUGUAAGAAGUGUGGUGGUUGGUGUGAACGGAAAAGUGGACCAGGGAGUUGUGAAGGGAACAGUCCCUGCAAAAUGAAAGGGGAGGAGAGGAGAAGGUGCGUCUGGUGGUGGAAUCUCUUUGAAGGUGGUGGAAAUUGCAGAGAAUAAUCUGUUGAGGACCGGGAAACUAUCCUUGUUCUGUAUUGGAGGAAGGCGGGUGAGAAGAGAAGUUGAGAUAGCUGUGGGAGUCAGAAAGCUCGUGAUUAAUCUUAGUAGCUAGCCUAUCUUCUGAGAUGUCAAUAGAUGCAGAAAAGGAAAGGAAGAGUCAGAUAUUGACCAUGUGCAGGGUGGAAAUUGGCAGCAAAAGUAAUAAAAUUAUUGAGUUCUGCAUUUGUACAUGAAGCAGAACCAGUGUAGUACUGAUGGAGUGGGCCCUGGUUAGGAUAGAAACAAAGACUGUUCCACAUAUACACUGGUCACAACCCAAGAUGGUUGCAGAGAAAAAGUCAAGAGCGUGCAUGUACUGACGCAUGGCAUUGAGUGUUGGAUGUGAAGAGAACAGUGCCUCAAGAAAUGUUGAAUAGUUUGAAUAUUUCUGUGAUUCUGGGUGGGUCUGAAUUGUGAUGGAUGGAAUUUCAGAUUCUCAAUCAGUCUUUGAUUUCUGUCUGUAUCAGUCAUCCAUCUGUGAAAUUGGCUCAGUUUGUUUUUCUUUUUUUUAAAAAAAAAUUCUCUGGGAGUUGAGGACAUGCUCAGGCUAAUCUGCCAGGCAAGUCUUGCUGCUCUGCAUUUCACAACUAAUUCUUCUGUCCAUGUUCUCACUAUCUAAUUGUUCCCAUUCACUCAUUGAACAGAUAUCCUUGUUUACAGUUUAUCCCAUGGUCAACCCUGUUUUACCCAAUCAGAAACAUCCCCCUCUCCACCUUCCCUGCGACCACCUUUUCUCUCCUUCCCAAUUCUGACGAUGGGUCUUCCACCUAAAACAUUAUCGCUGUUUCUCUUCCUACAAAUGUGGCCUGACCUGCUGAGCACUCCCAGCAUUUUCUGUUUCUAUCUGAGGUUUCAUGGAGCUCGCCUGUCCCACUGGUGGGAUCUGCUUCCAGAGCUGGAUCGUGUGUUGGAUCAGCACUUCCCGGUUGCCCAACUCUCUGAGCUGGACCCAGCUGAGGGAGAGCAGCUGGUUCUCAACAGGAGCUACAAAACCACUUGAAAAGAAUAAACUAUUCUUAACAUUUUUAGACUUUAAUCUGCUUUUCCUCCAAAAAUUGAAUGUACCCAACUUUUACAAAGUAUUUGUUAAUAAAAAGUAAAUAUCACUUGCUUGCAAUCUUGUUGCUUUGUCUGCCUUGGCCACAGUAUGUUUGAAGUUCAUCCUGCAAUUUAGGUAGGACCUUAGAAAUUCUUAUAAGGGUGAACAAAAAAGCCUUUAAACUGUUUGCAAAUUACCAUUUAGCCAAGCAACAAAUCAAAGCUCCUACAAUCCAGGAACACAACUAUAGAGUUCUGAAGUGUUUUGAACACUGAAUCAUUGGGACUUCUUUCAUAGAAAGAUUUA